AUGGCUUCGAGAGCCCCCGUUGCAGAACAUCUUGCCCCUGAGCCUAAAGGCAAAGCCACAGCUGCUCCGAGCGGGUCAAUAUUGGCACCCAGCGAUGAAGCUGCUCCUAAAGUAUCACAUUUCAAAACCGAAAGAACAUUCCCCAUUCGCAUCCACGCGCCACACAAACCAUCCACAUCGACUGCAACCUUUGCCAAUAAUUCCCUUGAUGAAGAUCCACGAUCCCGCGUUCCUCCAAGAAAUACUGGUCCCAUUGAUACCCCCCAUACUACUCUUCCGGUCCAUUCAUCUUCGCCUAUCUAUACUCACUCGAAUUCCCCCCAGAUCGCCAUCGGCCAGAAACCGACCACCACACCCGCUGCUCUAGGGUCACGUUAUGUCACCAACAGGGUCAGCUAUCUUUCCACCACUGACAACAAUGUGUCUACCGCACCUUCAACACCGGAGCAGAAGAUAUAUCGUUGCGAGGACGAACCUAUCCAUAUCCCAGGAGCCAUACAGUCGUUCGGAGCAUUGAUAGCCGUCAACGAGAAUGAAGAAGGCCUCUUCAUUGUGCGAAUAGUGAGCGAAAACUCGCAGGCAGUGACCGGUUUGGACCCCGAAUCUCUCUUCAGUCUACGCUGCCUCACCGAUAUUUUUCCACAGAGUGACAAGGUGGAUUUCAUUUAUCGGGCAAAGGCGCUCCGCACAUACAAAUCAAGAACGAGUCCCGACGUCUUUACAUUAUCCCUGUCCUCUCUCGUCGGACCGCCGAUACCUCUCUUCUGUGCAAUGCACUUGAACGAUGAGUCUGACCUUAUCGUCUUCGAAUUUGAGCUGGAAAAUGAUGUUUUUAAUUCCAGUGACCCCCUACCUAAAGAACCUGUCCAGGUUGCUGAUAUCCAUCCCACCGACAAUGACGUACAGCAAUCGACUACUAGUAGAAGUUCGCCCCUUUACUCCGUCGGAGUUGCCCGCAAAAGGAAUCGGGAUCUUGGGUCAUUAGAAAUAUUCCAGAUACUAAAUGAGAUACAGCACCAGCUAGGGACACCCGAAGUGUUAUCGGACCUUUUGGAUAUCAUAGUCGGUCUUGUCCGGGAGCUUACAGGGUUUCAUAGAAUCAUGUGCUAUCAGUUUGAUGAGACGGCUUCUGGCUCUGUUGUCAGUGAGUUGGUGGAUUUGUGUGCAAGUGGUGACCUCUACCGUGGCCUUCAUUUCCCUGCAUCGGAUAUCCCCAAGCAGGCUCGGGAUCUUUAUCUGGUCAAUACGAUUCGAGUUCUAUACGACAGAGAUCAGGAGACAUCUCGACUCCUCUGUCGCACAGAGGAAGAUGCUAAAAUCCCACUCAACCUCAAGUAUUCAUACCUCAGAGCUUUCAGCCCAGUGCAUCUAAAAUACUUAGGAAAUAUGGGAGUACGAGCCUCUAUGUCUAUAUCGUUGAUAGUUCAGGGGAAGUUGUGGGGUCUAAUUAGUUGCCACGGCUAUGGGUCAGGUAUGCGAGUCUCUCUCCCGGUACGAGAACUUUGCCGCGGCCUUGGUGAUAUCGCCAGUGGCAAUAUCGAAAAACUGCUCUAUUCGUCUCGAAUCAAAGCUCGUAAACCUCUAGCGCACACCCUUCCCCAAACAUCACCGUCCGCAUACAUUGCAGCCUCAAGCUCAGACCUACUGCAGAUGUUUGAUGCCGAAUUUGCAUUCCUCGUCAUUAAAGGAGAGGCAAGGACAGUGGGGAAACUAUUGGCAUAUGGUGAGUGUGUCAACCUUCUCCAGUAUGUUCGACAAAGAUCUUUCACGUCGGUCUUUCAUUCGCAAAAUAUUGCAGUCGAUUGCAAAGAUGCGAUGCAUUCGCCAGGUGCCAUAUCAACGCUAUCCGGCAUGCUUGUUGUCCCUUUAGCUCUAUCCGGUGCCGACUUUCUCGUAUUCUUCAGGAGGGGAAAGCAGAAGGAAAUUCAUUGGGCAGGGAAUCCUUACGAGAAGAGCGUCCGCCCAGGUACUGCCUACCUCGAACCACGGAGUAGUUUCAAAAGGUGGAGCCAGAGCGUUACUGGAACGAGUCGAGAAUGGACUGAGGAUCAAAUCGAAUCCGCAAUAGUACUAAGCGCCUUAUAUGGAAGAUUCAUUGAGGUGUGGCGACAGAAGGAAGCCAUAGUCCAAAAGAAUAAGAUGACCCGACUUCUCAUAAGAAAUGCCGGUCAUGAAGUCCGUACUCCAUUGAAUAGUAUCAUCAACUAUCUGGAAGUAGCGCUUGAGGAGACAUUAGAUGAAAGCGCUCGCAUGCACUUGCAAAAAUCUUUACAAGCAUCAAAGUCCUUGAUAUUCGUGGUCAAUGAUUUGCUCAGGCUGACCGAAGCCGAGACUGCUGAUUUCCAUGCCCACGAAGACAAUUUGGACCUCAGAAUCAUGUGCCAUGAAAUAAUUGACGCUUUCGGUGCGGAAUCAUCAAGAAAGAAGAUCGAAGUCCGAUUUGAAGACGACCAAGAGGUGCCUCCGAGUGUGCGUUGCGAUCCUUCGGGGUUAAGACAAGUACUUUCAAACCUCAUGGCGAAUGCAAUAAAGCAUUCCAGCCUCGAAGGCGGCCCAAUCCAGAUUAGUGUGAAGCUUCUGAGCACCACAGACACCAAAUUGAUCAUCGAGAUAUCCUUUCAAGACCAAGGAUCGGGGCUAUCAGAGCAAGACCUCGAUAGGAUAUUUCAAGACUUUGAGCAGAUUCUGGACGAGGAUGAGAACCAGAUUUUGGAGGUCCCAAAUUUGAUCUCGAAACCGCAGACCGAACUCGUAUCGAUUGGUCUAGGACUAGCAACUACAGCAAGAUUCGUGAGGCAUAAUCAUGGCCAGAUCAGGAUCGCAUCGGAGGAAGGACAUGGGACGCGCGUUUCAAUCAACAUUCCGUUCCGCAAGGCUCUGAGGUUCCAUAGAGACAAGCGUCCAGCGACGGAAAUUUCGCUGCCUGCCCCACCGGAUCUUGCGUCUAUCAAUCAAGAGAGUGGGUCUACCACUCCAGCUUCCACAACACCCUCCGAAGCAUCUCCCUUAAAGGCUCAAAAAGACGGUCAAUAUUCCAGCGCUUCCAAGCGAAGCAAGGAGUCGCCUUUAGGGUUGCCAAAGAUUACCGACGCGGAAGAGUCAACCCACCCACGACUUGACAUCAACGCUCUAAGUCCAGUAAGCCCAGGCACGACGAAUGAUCGCUACCCAUUUCCUAGCAUUGGUUCACAGCUAGCGAAGAACAAAUUUCGUGUUUUGGUCGCCGAGGAUAAUCCCUUGAAUAGUCGUCUCAUAGAAACUCGUUUAGUCAAGAGUGGCCAUGAAGUAACAGUUACCGUGGAUGGCCAAGCUUGUGCAGACGCUUUCAAAGGUACACCGGAAAACUUCGAUGUCAUCUUGAUGGAUAUUCAAAUGCCAAUUGUAGACGGCAUAUCGUGCACUCGCAAGAUUCGCGAAUUCGAAAAAGUACACCAGCCCGAAAUGUCCGAAUAUGCGAAACCGUACGGCCGGAUUCCUAUAAUCGCCGUUUCCGCCUCGUUGUCGGAAGAAGCUCGAGGGAACUACGUCGAUAGUGGCUUCGAUGGAUGGAUCCUCAAGCCGGUUGAUUUCAAGAGACUAGAAGCUAUUCUCGCGGCGAUCCUGGAUGAAUUAAUGAGAGAGCAUCUCCAAUAUGGGAAUGCGAGCUGGAGGAAUGGGGGGUGGUUUAAAAUGUCGGGUCGGGUGGGGAUUCGGCCCCGGGCAUAG
Molecule: messenger RNA, 3705 nt
Organism: Lachnellula hyalina
Lineage: Eukaryota; Fungi; Ascomycota; Leotiomycetes; Helotiales; Lachnaceae
Gene: cph1
Product: Phytochrome-like protein
Exons: 6
Coding region: 1-3705 (1234 amino acids)
Biological process (GO): detection of visible light; regulation of DNA-templated transcription; phosphorelay signal transduction system
Molecular function (GO): phosphorelay sensor kinase activity; protein binding
Source: RefSeq, a predicted model, not a curated record